AUGGGCACGGUAAAGAAGCGGUUGAGUCAGCUGCUGCAGUCGUCGAAGAAGUCGCAGCCGCAGCAGCCGCAGCCGCAGUUGCGCAAGACGAGUCUGUUCCGAUACGAUGCCGUUGAGGCGCGGAUCCAGGGCGCCUCUGGGACGACGACGAACCUGCUAGCCCGGGGGCCCCUCGAGGUAUAUGAGGUGAGCAACGGGUCCGCAGAGCAAAGCUUACUACUUUGCCGUCGGGCGACAGGGCGAGCUGAUCCAUGCGGUGCUGCCCCGGUUGCGCGUCGAGAGGGAGCUCUGCGGGCGGGUCGUGUUGCUGGGGUGCUGUUCUCGAGCCCUCGAAGGGUCUGGGAGAUCGAGUUUGCCCCAAGUGAUGCAAUUGAGCGGGUCGUGGCCGCGUUGGACGGCGUUAUGGCACGGGUGUGCCGGUACCAAGUCAGUGAGACGGUCCCGCAGGACGGCACCGAGGAGCUGGACUAUUUGCUAGAGGAGGAAGGAGACGAGGUGCCCUCCCUAGAGAUCCCUGGAGGUCAAGCAAGCUCCGACACGAUCAACGAACGGUUCCGGCUGGCAAUGAGCAUCCGGGGCACUCUGCCCAAGAUACGACGCUCGAGCACAUACUUUGGUGAGUGGUGUUCCAGCAGCGGUGGCGUGCUAUCGGAUUGCGAGGACACGUUGGUGUCUCUCGUGUAG
This is a messenger RNA of Huiozyma naganishii CBS 8797, 684 nucleotides long. RefSeq lists its product as uncharacterized. The record is from RefSeq and is a predicted model, not a curated record. Gene Ontology annotation, cellular component: extrinsic component of intraperoxisomal membrane. The coding region runs from base 1 to 684 and encodes 227 amino acids. Gene Ontology annotation, biological process: peroxisome inheritance. The transcript has a single exon. NCBI's taxonomy places the organism in Eukaryota, Fungi, Ascomycota, Saccharomycetes, Saccharomycetales, Saccharomycetaceae.